GGGGCCCUGCUCCACCCGGGGGCGGAGACUGGGGCGGGGCGGCCCCGCCCCCUCCCCCGGCUGUGCGCGCGCGGGAGCGGAGCUCGGGGCCGGCGGCUGAGGGAGGCGCGAGCAUCGCUGCGCUGAGAUUUUUUCCUGUCCUUCCCUAAAAAUGUCCAAGCAACAGCCUGCUCAAUUUACCAAUCCAGAAACUCCUGGCUAUGUUGGGUUUGCAAACCUUCCCAAUCAGGUUCACCGAAAGUCUGUGAAAAAGGGGUUUGAAUUUACUCUGAUGGUGGUUGGUGAAUCUGGAUUAGGAAAAUCUACAUUAAUAAACAGCCUCUUCCUGACAGAUCUCUACCCAGAAAGGAUAAUCCCAGGAGCUGCUGAUAAGAUUGAGCGCACUGUGCAGAUUGAAGCCUCAACAGUGGAAAUUGAAGAGAGGGGCGUGAAGCUGCGGCUGACGGUGGUGGAUACCCCGGGAUAUGGGGAUGCCAUCAACUGCCGAGACUGUUUCAAGACCAUAAUCUCUUACAUUGAUGAGCAGUUUGAGCGAUACCUGCAUGAUGAGAGUGGAUUGAACAGAAGGCAUAUCAUAGAUAAUCGAGUUCAUUGCUGUUUCUAUUUCAUUUCACCAUUUGGUCAUGGCCUUAAGCCUCUGGAUGUUGAGUUUAUGAAGGCCAUACACAACAAAGUAAAUAUUGUACCAGUGAUUGCAAAAGCUGAUACGCUUUCUCUGAAGGAGCGAGAGAGACUAAAGAAAAGGAUUCUGGAUGAAAUAGAAGAGCAUGGCAUCAAGAUUUAUCACCUGCCUGAUGCUGAAUCAGAUGAGGAUGAAGAUUUUAAAGAGCAGACCAGACUCCUGAAGGCCAGCAUUCCAUUUUGUGUAGUGGGGUCCAAUCAACUCAUUGAAGCAAAAGGUAAAAAAGUCAGAGGUCGGCUCUACCCUUGGGGUGUAGUUGAAGUGGAGAAUCCAGAGCAUAAUGACUUCCUGAAGCUGAGGACCAUGUUAAUCACCCAUAUGCAAGACCUUCAGGAGGUGACCCAGGAUCUUCACUAUGAGAACUUCCGCUCCGAGAGGCUCAAACGAGGCAACAGGAAAAUAGAAGAUGAAGAAGUGAAUAAAGACCAGAUUCUGCUUGAGAAGGAAGCAGAACUCCGUCGCAUGCAGGAGAUGAUUGCAAGAAUGCAGGCACAGAUGCAGAUGCAGAUGCAAAGUGGAGAAGGUGACAGCAGUGCAGUUCAUGGGCACCAUGUGUAAAGUCUUGGAUGAUUUUAUCCCCUGACUCACAGGAGACCUUUUGGAGCUGGAUUGCAGUGGUGGAGGACAAAAGGAUGCCUCUUGCUUCCAUGUGAUCUGGAGCUUGCUGUGGAGUUUAAAGUGGGACUGUUUUGUGGUAACAUCUUGUGAGAUGUAUUUCAUAACAUGUAGUCAUUUGGUAUUUUUAUAUAUUAUACACAUUUGACUUUCAUUUUCUUUAGUUCUUCUUUUCUUGAGGUUAUUUUAAAUUUCCUAUUAGGGAUACAAAAUAGUCAUUGAACGUUUUCUAGCCUGAUAAGCAGUAGAUAAUAAUACUUUUUUAAUGUACCUUAUUAGCUCCUUGCUUUUAACUUUGUAUUCCAUUUAGAAAUAAACAGCUGUCAGUGAUACCUUGUUCAGUGCCAGGUAAGAGUCACCUCACUAAGGCUGCACCCCUGCAAGGUUAAUUUUAUAAAUAUUGCAGUGUUUACAUGUGUGUGUGAGACCAGCAGCCCUUUGUCUCUGCUCACAGCAGAGGAUUUCCUUGGCCUCUGCAAAAUAUCAAAUGAAAAUUCAAGCAUGCCUUGUGUCUUAGCAAAAGAAAGAAGAUUAAAUGCCUCUGGGAGAGGCACACUGUAUGUUACAUGACAGGCAUUAUUUCUUCUAGAUUUAACCUUGAGGGUUAUUGUUUUCCUAAAAUCUCUUACUCUAUUGCAGCUAAUUUUGAAUAGUUUCUUGUAGGCCAUCACAAAUCACUCCUGCUAUUUUCUAGCAUUAUUGUAGCCAAGUAAACUUGAAUAAGGCUGAUUUUAUUGUUGAAUGAGGUAAACUCCAAAGAGUAGUUUUUCUAUGCAUGGGUGUUUCCUAUAUCCAAAGGAGAAGAAGAUUC
Pyrgilauda ruficollis (rufous-necked snowfinch) is the source of this 2108-nucleotide messenger RNA. RefSeq names its product septin 2 (gene SEPTIN2). Gene Ontology annotation, cellular component: septin complex; synaptic vesicle; cell division site. NCBI's taxonomy places the organism in Eukaryota, Metazoa, Chordata, Aves, Passeriformes, Passeridae. The transcript is spliced from 13 exons. Gene Ontology annotation, biological process: cytoskeleton-dependent cytokinesis; cell division; regulation of exocytosis. Gene Ontology annotation, molecular function: GTP binding; molecular adaptor activity; GTPase activity. Bases 152 to 1240 code for a protein of 362 amino acids. The record is from RefSeq and is a predicted model, not a curated record.